Thecamonas trahens ATCC 50062 is the source of this 654-nucleotide messenger RNA. RefSeq lists its product as uncharacterized. The transcript is spliced from 2 exons. NCBI's taxonomy places the organism in Eukaryota, Apusomonadida, Apusomonadidae. The coding region runs from base 1 to 654 and encodes 217 amino acids. The record is from RefSeq and is a predicted model, not a curated record.
AUGCUCUACGCAGAAAUGCAUCGAAAGGCAUUGCCGAGGGCAUCAAAGGCGCCUGGAGCUGUGGUGGGCAAAGUGGCUCGUUCGCUUUUUCAGUGCAAAGCUGGUCGGUCACGAAAAACUCGCGCCUCGGGCUCUGUCCCUCUCCGCAAGCGAGCAAGUGUCAAGGUCGGUUGUCCGCUCUCCAUCUCCGUCUGGGAGUUUGUCUUUCCUCCCAACGCCUCGGUCUCGGCAAAGAAGAGGCCAAACAGGAUCACAAACUCGGACAAGGCCCUCUCCGCCGCUCUGGCCAUGCGCAUUGCUCCUGUUCUGCUCAAAGCCUUUGGUUCUCGCUCGCUCCUCCACACCUUGCAGAUCCCGGCGGCCCGCCCGCAGCCCGUCCCCAGCCCGCCGCCGCCGCUGCACUCGUCUGUGCCGGCCGCCGCCGCCGCCGGCCCAACUGUUAAGGUCUCGGUCGCCUCGGCCGUCGCUGCCGCCGCUCAUCCAUCCAGCAAGCGCAAGCGGUCCGACAACGACGGCGCGUUUACCGUCAACAAGGUGGCCCGCGCUCUCUCGCCGUCUUCGCUCUCGCGUCCACGCAUCGGCAGCGUCGGCGACGACGGCGACGGCGACGGCGAUGACGAUGACGACGACGAAGAGCUUGUCGUUGUCAUGUAA